Sinocyclocheilus anshuiensis is the source of this 2614-nucleotide messenger RNA. Its product is annotated as squamous cell carcinoma antigen recognized by T-cells 3-like. Lineage: Eukaryota; Metazoa; Chordata; Actinopteri; Cypriniformes; Cyprinidae. The record is from RefSeq and is a predicted model, not a curated record. Gene Ontology annotation, biological process: RNA processing. The transcript has 20 exons. Bases 86 to 2614 code for a protein of 842 amino acids. Gene Ontology annotation, molecular function: RNA binding; protein binding.
UUGCACGAGCCCCUGUUUUUCGCGCGAGCUCUUGUGUUGUGUGUGCGCGAGCCCUGCCCCUGUUUCCAGGCAGAUAGUAGUCAACAUGGCGGCGACGGGUAACGAAGAACAGACGUUGUUGCCAGAUAUCGAAAAGGAGGCUGAGGGCAUGGAGCGAGAGAUGGAGUCGGCGGAGGAAGAAGAAGAAGGGAUGGGAGUCGAGCAUUCCGAGGAGGAAGAUGAAGAGGAUACGUCUGAGGACGAGCGGGAGAAUGAAGCGGAGAUCCAGAGGCUGGAGGAACAGUUGUCAAUCAACGUGUUUGACUACAACUGCCAUGUUGACCUAAUCAAACUCCUGCGGCAAGAAGGGAAGCUUCACAGACUACGCAAGGCCAGGCAGAAGAUGAGCGAACUCUUUCCUCUCACUGAAGAGAUUUGGCUGGACUGGCUGAAGGAUGAAAUUCGCCUAACAGAAGAUGAAUCAGACCGUGAGAAAGUCUACGAGCUGUUCGAGAGGGCUGUCAAGGAUUAUGUCUGUCCAGAGAUCUGGCUGGAAUACGUACAGUACUCCAUCGGGGGAAUGGGAGCCCAGGGAGGCAUUGAGCGGGUGCGUUCCAUCUUUGAGAGGGCGCUGACUGCAGUGGGUUUACACAUGACUAAAGGAGCUACAAUCUGGGAGGCCUACAGGGAGUUCGAGAUUGUUAUUCUCUCCACAGUACAGCCUCCUCCUGGAAGCGUUCCAUCACAGGAGCAGCAAGAGUUGUUGAAAGCCCAGCUCGAACGCAUACACACGCUCUUCAGGCGGCAGCUAGCUGUACCUCUGAUGGAUAUGGAGGGAACAUAUGCGGAAUACUCUGAUUGGGCCGACGAUGGUGUACCUGAGAUGGUCCCAUGCCAGUACAGACGUGCCCUGCAACAGUUGGAGAAAUGCAAACCUUUCGAGGAGGCUUUGCUGGUCUCUGAAACUCCAAAGCUGGCAGAGUAUCAAGCCUACAUAGAUUUUGAAAUGAAGGAAGGAGAUCCGGCUCGUGUCCAGAUAAUAUUUGAGCGAGCGCUGGUGGAGAAUUGCCUUGUGCCGGACCUGUGGAUCAAAUACACCACAUAUCUGGAUCGUCAGUUGAAAAUUAAAGACCUAGUGUUAUCUGCUUAUGAGAGAGCCGUCAGGAACUGUCCCUGGACCAUGGGCCUGUGGAAGAGCUAUCUUUUGGCUCUAGAGAGGCAUGAGGCUGACCAUCAGACAGUGACAGAUGUGUUUGAAAAGGCCCUGAACGCAGGGUUCAUCCAGGCGACUGAUUAUGUAGAAAUCUGGCAAUCUUAUCUGGACUACCUGAGGAGACGUGUUGAUUUCAGCAAAGAAUGGAGCAGGGAGUUGGAUGAGCUGCGGGCAGCUUUUGCACGCUCCCUUGACUACCUGAAACAGGAUGUAGAAGAGAGGUUCAGUGAAAGUGGAGAUCUGUCCUGCACAAUAAUGCAGAUCUGGGCAAGGAUAGAGGCCUUACACUGUAAGAACAUGCAGAAGGCCCGUGAACUGUGGGACAGCAUCAUGACAAAAGGAAAUGCAAAACAUGCCAACAUGUGGCUGGAAUAUUACAACCUGGAAAGGUCAUAUGGAGAUGCUUCUCACUGCAGGAAGGCUCUCCACAGAGCUGUACAGUGUACAUCAGACUAUCCUGAGCAUGUCUGUGAUGUCCUGCUCAGCUUUGAAAGAGUGGAGGGCUCUCUGGAAGACUGGGAUGCUGCUGUCCAAAAAACAGAGACUAAAAUCAACAGAGUCAUUGAGCAGAGAGCAAGAGUGGCUGAAAAAGAGGCUCUCCAAGCCAGACAAGAGGAGGAGAAAGCCGAGCACCGGAGGAAAGCCAAGGCAGAUAAAAAAGGCCAAAAAAAGAGCCAGAAAGCAAACAGAAUGGGGGAUAAACGGAAAGCUGAAGAUGAGUACGAGGAGGAAUGGGGAGAGGAUGCAGAGCUGCCGUCCAAGAGGCUCAGAGGGGAGGAGGACUUUGGUAGCACAGCCACAGAGGAGCUCAUGGAGACAGAAAGUGGGCUUUUCGGCCGACGAGCUCCACCACGUAAAACUGAGCCACCUGGUUUCCGUAAGAAUCAGCAGGGAUCAUCUGAAGCACCGCGACAACCCCAGGAUGUAUCAAAGGAGCCACGCAAAGAUGAAAAUAGUGUAUUUGUCAGUAACUUGGCUUUUAAUCUGGAUGACCCAGAUGGCAAGCUGCGAACAUUGUUUCAGGGUUGUGGGACUGUACAGCAGGUGCGGCCCGUAUUUUCAAUGAAAGGUGUGUUUAGAGGCUAUUGCUAUGUGCAGUUUGAGGACCGACUGGCUGUACCUGAGGCACUGAAACUGGACAGGCAGGAGGUGGAUGGGCGGCCCAUGUAUGUGUCUCCUUGUGUGGACAAGAAUAAGAAUCCUGACUUCAAGGUAUUUAAGUACAAAACAGCAAUGGAGAAGCACAAGAUCUUUAUCUCGGGCCUGCCGUACACGUGCACUAAAGAGACACUGGAGGAUCUCUGUAAACAGCACGGCACAGUGAAAGCCAUCCGGCUGGUCACCAACCGUUCUGGCAAACCCAAGAGUUUGGCGUAUGUGGAAUAUAUGUCUAGACAGGAGGUCACAGAGACGAAAGAAUAG